AUGGCGCUCGAUAACUUCUACCACAACAAAAUCGAAUCGUUGAAGCUCGAAAUCAUACACGGACAAGCAGUCCUGCGGCGAUUAGAAGCACAGAGAAAUGACUACAACUCGAGAGUGCGGCUGUUGCGAGAAGAACUCGGUCUGCUGCAACAGCCAGGCUCAUACGUCGGAGAGGUGGUGAAGGUGAUGGGCACGAAGAAGGUGCUGGUGAAGGUCCACCCAGAGGGCAAAUAUGUUGUCGACAUUGCCGACAGCGUCGACAUUGCCAAACUCACAGUCGGAAAGCGAGUGUCGUUACUAUCAGACUCAUACAAGCUCGAGAAGAUGCUGCCUUCCUCCGUCGAUCCUCUCGUGUCCCUCAUGAUGGUGGAGAAGGUGCCAGACUCAACAUACGACAUGAUUGGAGGUCUCGACCAGCAGAUCAAAGAGAUCAAGGAAGUCAUUGAACUCGGCCUCAACCACCCAGAACUCUUCGAGUCGCUAGGCAUUGCACAACCCAAAGGUGUCCUACUUUACGGACCUCCGGGUACAGGCAAGACGCUGCUUGCACGUGCCGUCGCUCAUCACGCCGACUGCAAAUUCAUAAGAGUUUCAGGGUCAGAACUGGUACAGAAAUACAUCGGUGAGGGCAGUCGAAUGGUCAGAGAGCUCUUUGUCAUGGCUCGAGAGCAUGCGCCUUCCAUCAUCUUCAUGGACGAGAUUGAUUCAAUCGGCUCAUCACGUGUGGAGGGCUCUAGCGGUGGCGAUUCGGAAGUGCAGCGAACCAUGUUGGAGCUGUUGAAUCAGCUGGACGGUUUUGAGCCGACAAAGAACAUCAAGGUUAUCAUGGCCACGAAUCGAUUGGACAUCCUCGAUCCUGCGCUAUUGCGGCCAGGCCGGAUAGACCGCAAGAUUGAAUUUCCACCACCAACGGUCGAGGCUAGAGCAGAUAUCUUGAAGAUCCAUUCACGAUCCAUGAACCUAACAAGAGGGAUCGACCUGAAGAAGAUCGCUGAGAAGAUGAAUGGUUGCUCUGGUGCAGAACUGAAGGGUGUAUGCACCGAAGCCGGUAUGUUCGCUCUGCGCGAGCGGAGAGUGCACGUCACACAAGAAGACUUUGACCUCGCGACUGCCAAGGUACUCAACAAAGCCAAUGACAAAGAAGUGUCACUAGGGAAGCUUUGGAAGUAG
This is a messenger RNA of Cyphellophora attinorum, 1170 nucleotides long. Its product is annotated as 26S protease regulatory subunit-like protein. Gene Ontology annotation, cellular component: proteasome regulatory particle, base subcomplex. Gene Ontology annotation, molecular function: ATP binding; proteasome-activating activity; ATP hydrolysis activity. Lineage: Eukaryota; Fungi; Ascomycota; Eurotiomycetes; Chaetothyriales; Cyphellophoraceae. Gene Ontology annotation, biological process: proteasome-mediated ubiquitin-dependent protein catabolic process. Bases 1 to 1170 code for a protein of 389 amino acids. The record is from RefSeq and is a predicted model, not a curated record. The transcript has 2 exons.